This is a messenger RNA of Acinonyx jubatus (cheetah), 2458 nucleotides long. It is a transcript of the gene PPME1, whose product is annotated as protein phosphatase methylesterase 1. NCBI's taxonomy places the organism in Eukaryota, Metazoa, Chordata, Mammalia, Carnivora, Felidae. Gene Ontology annotation, molecular function: protein methylesterase activity. Gene Ontology annotation, biological process: protein demethylation. The record is from RefSeq and is a predicted model, not a curated record. The coding region runs from base 187 to 1251 and encodes 354 amino acids. The transcript is spliced from 15 exons.
GCUCCAGCUACUGUUUGACUACCUGAGGCCUCCACUUCAUGUCGGCCCUAGAGAAGAGCAUGCACCUCGGCCGCCUGCCCUCCCGCCCACCUCUACCCGGCAGCGGGGGCAGCCAGAGCGGAGCCAAGAUGCGAAUGGGGUUGGAAGUUCCCAUGGAGUAAAUAUCUUAUCUGAAAGUGGUUUUAAAUGAGCCCUGGAAGAAAGCGAGACUUUUCCCCUGUUUCUUGGAGUCAGUACUUUGAGUCCAUGGAAGAUGUAGAAGUAGAGAAUGAAACUGGCAAGGAUACUUUUCGAGUUUAUAAGAGUGGUUCAGAGGGUCCUGUCCUACUCCUUCUGCAUGGAGGAGGCCAUUCUGCCCUAUCCUGGGCUGUGUUCACGGCGGCGAUCAUUAGUAGGGUUCAGUGUAGAAUUGUGGCUUUAGAUCUGCGAGGUCAUGGUGAAACAAAAGUCAAGAAUUCUGAAGACCUGUCUGCAGAAACAAUGGCAAAGGAUGUUGGCAAUGUGGUUGAAGCCAUGUAUGGGGACCUCCCUCCUCCAAUUAUGCUGAUUGGACAUAGUAUGGGUGGAGCUAUUGCAGUCCACACAGCAUCAUCUAACCUAGUGCCAAGCCUCCUGGGUCUCUGUAUGAUCGAUGUUGUAGAAGGUACAGCCAUGGAUGCACUUAAUAGCAUGCAGAAUUUCUUACGUGGUCGUCCUAAAACCUUCAAGUCUCUAGAGAAUGCCAUUGAAUGGAGUGUGAAGAGUGGUCAGAUUCGAAAUUUGGAGUCGGCCCGUGUCUCCAUGGUUGGCCAAGUCAAACAGUGUGAAGGAAUUACAAGUCCAGAAGGCUCAAAAUCUAUAGUGGAAGGAAUCAUAGAGGAAGAAGAAGAAGACGAAGAAGGAAGUGAGUCAGUAAACAAGAGGAAAAAGGAGGAUGACAUGGAGACCAAGAAAGACCAUCCGUACACUUGGAGAAUUGAACUGGCGAAAACAGAAAAAUACUGGGAUGGCUGGUUCCGAGGCUUAUCCAAUCUCUUUCUUAGUUGUCCUAUUCCUAAAUUGCUGCUCUUGGCUGGUGUUGAUAGAUUGGAUAAGGAUCUGACUAUUGGCCAAAUGCAAGGAAAGUUCCAGAUGCAGGUCCUACCCCAGUGUGGCCACGCAGUCCAUGAGGAUGCCCCCGACAAGGUAGCUGAAGCUGUUGCCACUUUCCUGAUCCGGCACAGGUUUGCAGAGCCCAUCGGUGGAUUCCAGUGUGUGUUUCCUGGCUGUUAGUAACCUGCUAUCCGUCCCUCCCCCAACACUGAGCUCUGUUGUAAAUACAUCGCACCAGAGGCCACUGUGAUGCCGCUGUCUCCUCCUCACCAUCCCGCCCGACCAUGUGACACCGGCUCCCUAUAGACGGGCAUCCCCAGAUGUACAAACCCUUUUGUGUAUUCCUGCCAAAAGCAUUGUUUUCCAGGGCCUUUGACCAACCUCGACCAACUUAGUCCAAGGCUCCCCAGCUCCCACCCCUUCCCUAUUCAGGGGUAGCCCCUGCCUGUUCUUCUUACCUUGCCUAGGGUGAAGCCUCCAUCAUAACCGCCACCCUGGGUCCCUAUUCCUGGUAUUAGGCAAUGCACCUGGGUCCAAAUGUCUCCCCAGGCUCAGGGACCUCCAUUCCUUAAGAUUGUUCUUGGUAUGGUCCUGCCCUACCUCAUGGGAUGGACCAUGCACAGGGUGGUCCUUAUAUUUCCUUUCAAAUAAAAUACCAGUCAGGUACCUUUUUAUCCCAGUCUUACUCUUCCAGGCUUGGAAGACCCAGAGAGGCCAGGAUCCCAUCCUUAGGAAUGGGGAGGGGUGUUGGAUAGCAUCACAAGAAACCAGCCUGAAAAUCAGGUCCAGCCAGUCCAAGCACAUGGCCUCCCAUCUGGGGAGAGCCCACUGUCCCUCUCCCACAUGUCUGGGCACCUGCCCUGGGCUGAGGCCAGGCUGCUCCAGGGGCCUCUUGAGCCCUCACCUGCCACAGAACAACCCAGGUUAAAUACAGCCCAUGCACAAAGCCAUAGGCCAAAGCCUGUGGAGUUGUUUUUAAGAAUCAAAUUUAACCAUUUUCAUAAUUGGUCCCUGGAGGUGUGCAGAGUGCCCGCUUGCCUCUUCUAGACCCACAGCUUAUCUUCACCAUUUGUGGUUUCCAUGUCACUCUUCAUAGAAACAGUACAGCCCAGCAUCCUCAAUCUUUGCCCCCUUCCGGCUGCCUCAUCACAGCACUGCGGCCUCCCCCUACUGCCCAGGCACGCCAUUUCCAAGGGCAGGAAGGGGCAGUCUCCUGCAGCCCAUCUUUUCUGUGACUGUCUUAGGUGAUGCGUAAUCCCCUCCACCUUUCCACCCAACAACUUCCUAUCCCUGUCCUGCUGCACGGUCCAGAGUCUGGGACCUACUUUGUUUCUUUGUUAUUUAUGACCUUGUUUAAAGAAAAUAAAUAUCUCCCAAUGUUUAUUGA